Molecule: messenger RNA, 1329 nt
Organism: Aspergillus fumigatus Af293
Lineage: Eukaryota; Fungi; Ascomycota; Eurotiomycetes; Eurotiales; Aspergillaceae
Exons: 1
Coding region: 1-1329 (442 amino acids)
Source: RefSeq, a predicted model, not a curated record
AUGACCGUUCAUCUUCCUCUAGAAAUCCAUACACAGAUCUUCAAUAUUCUGCUUCAUGACCUUUAUGAAUCUAAACUUUUUCAAGAGACAUUUAAGCUUCGCUUGAUCUGCAAGUCCAUACAAGGAAUUGUUGACCCUAUCUUAUAUCGAAAGAUCAAAUCACCAUCAUACAAUGGGGUGCAUAUUCUUUGCCGCACAAUAGUACCACGGCCCCAACUUGCAGCAUGCGUUGAGCAGAUUCACCUGGAAGAAGAUGAAGAAUCAGAAUCUGACGAAGACGAGGAUGAGGAAGGGGAGGAAGAGAAUACGGAUGCAGAAUCUGAUGCUGGUUCAGAUUCGAAUGAAUAUUCAGACUCAAAGGUUCAACGAUUGUGUAGGAAAGAAUCACAGCUCCUAGCCAGAGCAGGAGACUAUCUCAAAGACAAAUUCACGUCUGAUCCUUCACACGCUGUCGCCCUUGAGAAAAAUGACCUCUCCUGGCUCACGCGAUCAACCCGGAAAACUAGGAAAUGGCUUCUGCUCUUCCAGCUUUCCAACCUCAAGUCUCUCACAUUGAAGACCCACACCGACACUUUCACCAACAUGGCUAUGUUUCUCCGUCUUCCCUGCCUAGAGGAGCUAAACUUUGCCGUGCUAGCCCCUGGCCCUGAUAGCCCAUCAUGCCCCAACUAUGCCCCACCCGAGGAUAUCCUAGAGAGCUUAAUUCGCCAUACUGACCAGCUGAAAUCUCUCAGUUUUGAAGACAUGAGCGGAACGGUCUUCUCCCCUGUUCAGCAUGACGCACCUAAACUGAAGCGGAUUCUUGAGCAGCACGCGGCAGAUACACUUACAUACCUCUCCGUCUGUCUCUGCAACAACGACGAGAAGGACUGGCGACAGGAGCAGGAGUUUAGCUACAUUAGAGGACAUUUCGGAUCCAUGAAGAAGUUCGCGAGGUUGAAAGGGCUCGUUAUGCAGCUGGAGGUCUUGCUGGGUAAGCCCAACGAGAAUGGUGGGUUAAGACUCAAGGACGUACUACCCUCACAAUUGGAAUAUUUCACUGGUCUAAAUCUUCCCGAUUACCAUGGAGUCGACGAUUCAGAUAGAAUAUGGGACGAGGAGCAGUACAUACCGCAUUUUGAGGACCUGGCUGAAGUUGUGAUGCGAGAUGGUCGAGCAUUUCCCUCGUUGGGAUCCGUCAAGAUGCAUCUAGAUCGGAGAGAUUACUUUAGUUCUCAUGGGGAAUGUCUAAUGAAAGGGCAGUAUAAUGACGGAGUGCUGGGUCACUCGCAGAUCUAUUUUGGUUUUGUGCGUGGUCCAUAUGGUUAUGAUGGGCCUGGGCCGGAUUAG